This is a messenger RNA of Hyaloscypha bicolor E, 2440 nucleotides long. RefSeq lists its product as uncharacterized. The transcript has a single exon. NCBI's taxonomy places the organism in Eukaryota, Fungi, Ascomycota, Leotiomycetes, Helotiales, Hyaloscyphaceae. Bases 6 to 2216 code for a protein of 736 amino acids. The record is from RefSeq and is a predicted model, not a curated record.
CUGAAAUGGAUCACAUUCCACGUCCUUACAAUGCCGUUGGCACUCCAAUCGAGUUUCCCUACGUAGGGGUUGAGGAGUAUGACAAAGGGCCGUUCUUGACCUAUCCCAAUCGCAAAGGCUUUGAAAGCCAGGAUGCCAUUCUCCAGGAGAGCGACACACCAGCUUCUCAGGCGGCAGUCCUUCAGACCUGGCUCUUUUUCGGGCUCUUGCACGAGUUUCUGGAGGAGGAUUAUACGAAUGACAAGGACUGGACCUCUGUCAAUGACGCCCAGGAGAUUGUUCUUUGCACCAAAAAUCUUGCGGUAGCCACAAAGAGCCACUGGGAUGCACGACAAGACAAAGAGGAACGACCCCGACACCUAUUGGCGUGUUUCGACCGAGCCUUUCAAGUCGUAUCCUUGGCUUGCGAGCCGCCUGCGGCUGAUACGCAAGUCUUGAUGGGCGUAGCUAUUCUUGUCAACUUCCUCUCGGGGACAAUUCGACCUCUGAGUGGAUCCUCUGAAAAGAUACCAUCAGGCUACUGGUCUGGAUAUUCAUGGCCUGGUGUAUUGAUAGACCCUAUCAAGAAGAGGCUGCGCAGCCACGGAUGGUGCCCGUCCGAAAUGAUUUCGAUCUCCGAGAAUCUCGACAUGAUUCUUGCCUCUGUUCAGCUGGAGCCCCCAAACCCUCGGUAUCAGCAUGCUGAGUGUGGCGAAAAAAAUUGCAGAAUGUUGGAGGUGUACUCGAAUAUGAAGACAUAUCCGGAGCCUGGGCACGUUGCCGAUGGUUGCGAAUGUCCAUGGUUUGAGCUAGACGUCAACAAAGCGCAUGAUAUAUUGCUCGGAGGGAACUUGCCUGCCAUUCUGGUAGCAAAUGAUGGCGAAAUGUGGGAAUCUCUAGCAGGACUUUCAAACCCCGCCAAACUCAAUGUCGCCAUCAAGUCGUCGAAUGAGGUGCGGCAGUACAUUGCCUUCUCGCACGUCUGGUCGGAUGGACUCGGAAACCCCCAUUCAAACCGGCUAAGGGUGUGCAAACUUGAUCGGCUGCAAAAACUAGCUUCAGGAAUCGAACGUGCCCGAGCAACUCGCCGUAUCGGUUCAGGCGCUCUGACGAUCUCAUUUGUUCCAUUCAGUAAGCCGCUAACACCGUUCUGGAUUGAUACUAUAUGCUGCCCAACUCAUCCACCAGAAGCGCAGACUCUUGGCAUAAAGAUGCUUCAGCAGACGUAUAAAGAGGCCAGCUCGGUUAUAGUCCUGGAUUCCUAUCUCCAGAGAGGAGUUUUCCGGGAGACAUCUAAACAAGAGAUUCUUCUCAGACUUGAGUGCUCUCGGUGGAUGCACCGGCUUUGGACACUUCAGGAAGGCAGCUUUGCAAACGAGCUGUUCCUACAGUUCAGUGAUGGUCCGGUCGACUAUUUUGAUGUGUAUAAGAGAUUCAGAGACGUGGUGGACACUGGGGACACAGUGGCCAGAAAUCUGCUUACCAACUUCACUCUAACGAGCUCGGUUUUCAACAGAAAUCUCUUCAACCCGGAAGUUUCCAGCAAAAUGGCCUCUAACGUUAUCUACCGGGCGAUGCAGUACCGCUCGACUACUGUGAAGUCUGACGAAGCCAUAUGCAUAGCCAACACUCUUAGCCUCGAUAUCGAACAGGUCCUCCAAGCAGGAAAGGACAGUCAACUCGCAAUGUCAGUCAUCUGGAAGUUGCUGUCAUAUAUCGAUAGCUGCAUCAUCUUCAGCACAACUCCGAAGCUCAAGAUUUCGGGAUUUGGGUGGGCCCCAGAAACAUUUCUUGAUCCCGACGGCUUUCAAGAGUCUCGUACAGAAGCAGGCACUGUGACAGAAGAUGGACUCGAGGUCAGAUUUCCAGGCUUUCUGAUACAUUUAGAAAAUGAAAUUUCUGGCAAACUGGUGUUUAAAGACCAGGAAAACAAGAGCUACACUUAUCAGUCCUCCACGAAAGUGGACAUUUGGUCUCAAGGUGCGGGUAUGUUUGCGAUUAUCGCUCUUAGGCCACUGGUUUCUGAAUCCGGAGGAAAGGCCACUCAGAGAUGCGUCGUAGCGAGAGUGAAAAAGCGAGACGAACAUUUGAUUGCCGUCGAGCUUGUUGAUCAUGGUAGGGGUCGAGAAAUGCAGAUGGAAGAGGCCGGAGCGACCACGAAAAGGCCGACGGAUUUAGCUGAAGGGGGUUUUUCUGCAACUAAGUUGCCGAUCAACCAAUUGUGGUGUGUAAAUUAGAAUGUGGGUGCUUGGGUUUAGGUAGAAUGAGUAUCCGAGGUGAUGCUAUUAUCUCGCUGUCUGGUCAAGGUCAAAUAGAUGUGUUGAGGAUAAGAUACGAUAAAUGUGAAUCUGGGGGCAAUCUGCUAGAUUUAGAAAGAAGACGGUCAGGGAAUCUAGGGUCAAUCUACUUGACUUAAAAAAGAAGAUGGCUAGUGAAUUUAAGGUCAAUCUGCUCGAUUUGC